Messenger RNA from Microcebus murinus (gray mouse lemur), 1508 nucleotides. Its product is annotated as olfactory receptor 8B3. Gene Ontology annotation, molecular function: G protein-coupled receptor activity; olfactory receptor activity. NCBI's taxonomy places the organism in Eukaryota, Metazoa, Chordata, Mammalia, Primates, Cheirogaleidae. The record is from RefSeq and is a predicted model, not a curated record. Gene Ontology annotation, biological process: G protein-coupled receptor signaling pathway. Gene Ontology annotation, cellular component: membrane.
AGCCGUCCUAGGGUCAGAUUGGCUGAGACCCCAAGUCAGCAGAACAGGAGCCCAUCGCUUGUUCCCACAAUUAGCAGGACGUGGCUUGUUGACCAGCUGAAGAACUGUUUCUCCAGGCAAACGGCCAAGAACCUGUGGCCUCCGGUGAGAGCUACGGUUGCCUGGUAACCAGCACGCGGUGCUAGGCGCCGCAAGAUGGUCAAGGAUUUUCCGUCUGGCACUCGAGCGGAGAUUGUUUGUUAUCUGAAAACAGUGUGCCGAACAUCAAAGAGAUCUCUUGUAGAAGGCCAUGCUUUUUGCUUUGAGUGGAAAAGCAGUUAAGGUGUUGUUGGCCGUGGGAAGUCAGAUUUAUAAAUAGAAGUUUGAUCUGCACUUGAGAAUGCCUCCUGGAACAUUCAGGUUAUAAGAUCUAUGCUUGAUGCUCUUGCCAGUCAAAGGAGAAGAUUCUGUGACUCUAUCUGGUCAGCUUUGAUACCUGAAAAGCCAGUGCUUCCUCUAGGACAGUGGAGGUGAAACACACACAAAGGUCAUCACUGAGUGGAAAGUGGAUUUUGAAGAUGAAACUGUCUUCUGGAAAUGAUUCCUUAGUGACUGAAUUCAUUCUUGCUGGAUUAACAGAUCGUCCAGAGCUCCAACAACCCCUCUUUUACCUGUUCCUAAUGAUCUACGUCGUCACAAUGGUGGGCAACCUUGGCUUGAUCACUCUUAUUGGUCUAAAUUCUCACCUCCACACCCCCAUGUACUAUUUCCUCUUCAACCUCUCUUUCAUUGAUCUCUGUUAUUCUUCUGUUUUCACUCCCAAAAUGCUGAUGAACUUUGUAUCAAAGAAGAAUAUUAUCUCCUAUGUUGGGUGCAUGACUCAGCUAUUUUUCUUUCUCUUUUUUGUCAUCUCUGAAUGCUACAUGUUGACCUCAAUGGCCUAUGACCGCUAUGUGGCCAUCUGUAAUCCAUUGCUAUAUAAGGUCACUAUGUCCCAUCAGGUCUGUUCUGUGCUAACUUUUGCAGCUUAUACAAUGGGAUUUGCUGGAGCCACUGCCCACACAGGGUGCAUGCUUAGACUGACCUUCUGCAGUGCUAAUGUCAUCAACCACUACCUGUGUGACAUACUCCCCCUCCUCCAACUGUCUUGCACCAGCACCUAUGUCAAUGAGGUAGUAGUGCUCAUUGUUGUGGGUAUUAAUAUCACAGUUCCCAGUUUUACCAUCCUAAUUUCUUACAUUUUUAUCCUCACCAGCAUUCUUCAUAUCAAAUCCACUCAAGGAAGAUCAAAAGCCUUCAGUACUUGUAGCUCUCACAUCAUUGCUCUUUCUCUCUUUUUUGGGUCAGCAGCAUUCAUGUAUCUUAAAUAUUCUUCUCCUGGAUCUAUGGACCAGGGAAAAGUUUCUUCUGUUUUCUAUACUAAUGUGGGGCCAAUGCUCAACCCCCUCAUCUAUAGUUUGAGGAAUAAGGAUGUCAAAAGUGCACUGAGGAAACUCCUGAUUAAAAUUCAUAGAAGACACAUAUUCUAA